GACCCAGUGAAACACAUGUACGCCCACAGUGUGCAUGCCGGAUGUUCACUGUUUCUUUGGUGUGGUGUUUAUAUAGUUUUGGUCAGAUAAACCGUACAGUUUGUCCGCAAUGAGCUCCCAGAUUACUUGCGUCGGGUGGGUGAAACGAGGUGUUGCCAAGGAAGCCCCGGACAAGGUUGAAUUGAGCCAGGAGGAGCUCCAGCGAAUCAUCACUGAGGCAAAAGAAGAACUGGGGGACCUGGCAGCUGAGGACGAAGAGGAAGAAGGUGAAGGUGGACCUCUUGAAGAGAGCGAUACUGCUGAAGCACCAGAGGAUGAGAAGGGCGAAGGAAAGGAGGAAGCUGAUGAGUUAGCAGAGUAUGGCUUGGAUAAAUAUGAUGACGAGGAUACAGUGACUGCUAAUCUUGGUGACAGCCUGGCUGGGCUCACUGUGUUCAGCUCUAAUGAGGAGGAUCCUUACAUCACCAUCAAAGACACAGACCAGUAUGAGCGUGAAGACUUCCAAAUCAAACCCACUGACAACCUUGUCCUGACAGGCAAAGCAGAGAAGGACUGCUGCACUUUGGAGAUCCAUGUUUACAACUCUGAGGAGGACUCCCUGUAUGUUCAUCAUCAUAUUCUGCUGCCAGCUUAUCCGCUGUGUGUGGAGUGGCUAAACUUUGACCCAAAUCCUGCAGAAGGAACAUCUAACUAUGCUGCUGUGGGGAACAUGACCCCUCAGAUUGAUGUGUGGGAUCUGGAUGUGGUGGACUGUUUAGAGCCAGCCUUCUCUCUGGGGAGCAAAAAAGCCUCCAAGAAGAAAAAAAAAAGCAAAAAGGGGGCAGCAGCAGAGCCUGCUGAGGGGCACACAGAUGCAGUGCUGGAUUUAUCCUGGAACAAGCUGAUCAGGAAUGUGUUGGCUAGCGGUUCUGCAGAUGACACAGUUAUCUUGUGGGAUAUGUCUCAAGGCAAACCAGCCACAACCCUGCGCAGGCACACUGAUAAGGUCCAGACGUUAACAUUCCACCCGUUUGAAGCACAGACUUUGAUAUCGGGAUCUUAUGACAAGACAGCUAUACUUUAUGAUUGCCGGAGUCCAGACAGCAGCUAUCGGACGUGGAGGUUCAGUGGCCAAGUGGAGCGUUUGGUCUGGAACCACUUUUCACCCUGCAAUUUUCUGGCGAGCACAGAGGAUGGUUUUGUCUACUGCCUGGAUGCACGCUCGGAUAAACCUGUGUUCACACUGAGGGCACACGAUGAAGAGGUGUCAGGAUUGUCCCUCAGCAGCCAGAUUAAAGGAUGCAUGGUCACCUCUUCAGCUGACAAACAUGUAAAGAUUUGGGACAUUUUAGGCAACAAACCCAACAUGGUGCACUCGCGGGAUAUGAAAAUGGGUGUGCUGUUCUGUGCUUCAUGUUGUCCUGACCUGCCCUUCGUCUAUGCCUUUGGGGGACAGAAGGAAGGACUGCGAGUUUGGGAUAUAAGUGACGUUGCAGCAGUGGCCGAGGUCUUCGGCGGUCGAGAACGCUUGGUGGCAAGUACAGAAUCACAGGCAUCCGGCGCUGCGGCCACAUCGGACAUGGAGCUCUCCUAGUGGCAAUCUGGUUUAAACAACAGCUUCUAAACACGAAUGAACUGAGUUAAUGUGGAAAUGCAUCAAGCUGCCCCGCGUGUGUCGUGUUCAUCGCGUUGCAGCGGCUGCUUCAUGGAGGCUCCACAGAGAGGCUGGCCAGUGUUUAAAAACCAGGCCAGGAGGAGAACCUAAGAGCUUUGUUCAGCUUCUCUCUUACCACAUAUAACACCACUGACAGGAACAUUCAAAGACGUGUUCAGGAUAUUCAAGCAACAUUUGCUCUUAUAUUAAUAUGUCAACUUAUUUUUUUAAUGUUGAGUGAUUAGGUGUAAUACACUUAGAUUAUUAUCUCAAGAAAGGCAUACAUAUUGAUCUGCGCAAUAUUUUAUACCCUUUUCUGGUAAUAGGUAAAAAUGUGAAAAAAGACUACAGUUAUUUGAUUUAGCUGGUGUGAAGAAAAAGAGUCCUCCA
This is a messenger RNA of Archocentrus centrarchus (flier cichlid), 2023 nucleotides long. RefSeq names its product PWP1 homolog, endonuclein (gene pwp1). Gene Ontology annotation, molecular function: protein binding. Lineage: Eukaryota; Metazoa; Chordata; Actinopteri; Cichliformes; Cichlidae. The coding region runs from base 110 to 1573 and encodes 487 amino acids. The transcript has 15 exons. Gene Ontology annotation, biological process: rRNA processing. The record is from RefSeq and is a predicted model, not a curated record. Gene Ontology annotation, cellular component: nucleus.